UUUAAAAAGCCUUUUUCAGUUAUCACUUAUUUAUUUUCCCUUUAGUAAAAAUAAAAUUUCCAUUGUUUUCUCUCAAAAAUUCCCAAAUGGGCAAAGCAAUUAAGUGGUUGAAGGGUUUGUUUGGUAUAAAAAAAUUAGAGAUUGAUGAAAAGGGCAAAAUUGGUACUACAUGUUUUGGUCAUUCCGGUAGAGACACCACCGCCGUCUCCGCCGCAGCGUCUGACCGGUUGUGUUACAAUCCGGCUACAAUUCCACCCAACAUUACUCCGGCGGAAGCGGCGUGGCUGAGCUCUUUCUACGGUAACGAAUCUGAUAAGGAACAGAGCAAGCAUGCAAUUGCGGUGGCUGCUGCUACUGCUGCGGCGGCGGAUGCUGCCGUCGCCGCCGCACAAGCAGCUGUGGCCGUGGUGAGAUUGACUAGCCAAGGUAGAGGCUCCGCCGUGUUUGGCCGUGAGAAUUUUGCUGCAACCAAAAUUCAAACGGUGUUUCGUGGAUUUUUGGCAAGAAAGGCAUUGAGGGCACUAAAAGGAUUAGUAAAAUUACAAGCACUGGUUAGGGGUUAUUUGGUAAGAAGACAAGCUAAUGCUACACUUCAUAGUAUGCAAGCAUUAAUGAGAGCACAAGCAAGUGUUCGUGCCCAAAAAACUAAAGGAGGAAGAAAAUCACUUGAAAAGUUUGAAGAAUCAAGAAGUGGAAGUAGAAUGGAAAUGGCUAGUAGAAGGGUAUCAGCAUCAUUUGAGGCUAACAACAUAAGUGAAGAAAGUGCAAAAAUUGUAGAAAUGGACACUGGAAGGCCCAAAUCAAGAUCCAGAAGAACAAACACUUGGGCUUCUGAUUCUUGUGAUGAUCCAUUUGAACAGGUGUUGCCUUCAUGGGCCUCAGAUUGGGCCCAACAACCAGUUGGAACAGCCCAAAGUACACCAAGGUUUGCAGCAAAUUAUUUUGGAUCUAACCUUCCAAUUACACCAACAGCCAAAAGUGUUUGUGUUGAAAGUUAUUAUUUUAGGAAUAAUUAUCCUAAUUAUAUGGCUAAAACACAAUCAUUUAAGGCUAAAUUAAGGUCCCAUAGUGCACCUAAACAAAGGCCAGAGUUAGGACCUAAGGUGAAAAAAAUGUCAUUAAAUGAAAUGAUGGAAUCAAGGGCUUCAUUAAGUGGUGUAAAAAUGCAAAGAUCAUGUUCACAAGCACAAGAAAAAAUCAAAAUCAAUUUCAAGAAUGUAGUUAUGAGUAAACUUGGAAAUUCAACAGAGUUCUCCACAAGAUUACAAGAUGGUGAAAGGGACUAUUCAAAAUAGUGAAGAGUUUGAGAAAUAGAACAAAAGGGAGUAUUUGUUUGUAAAGUUACAAGAAUGAUGUGACUUAAAAGAUUGCAUUGAACUAAUUUUCGAGGUUGAUUUUUUAGUGCUAGUAAGUGUAAUUAAUACUAUAAAAACUUGUUUUAUUAGUAUUAAUUAAUUGUGUAAAUAAUUAACCACUUAUAUUCUCCUA
This is a messenger RNA of Solanum dulcamara, 1488 nucleotides long. Its product is annotated as protein IQ-domain 26-like. Bases 87 to 1295 code for a protein of 402 amino acids. The transcript has 3 exons. Lineage: Eukaryota; Viridiplantae; Streptophyta; Magnoliopsida; Solanales; Solanaceae. The record is from RefSeq and is a predicted model, not a curated record. Gene Ontology annotation, molecular function: protein binding.